Geosmithia morbida is the source of this 1332-nucleotide messenger RNA. Its product is annotated as amidase. NCBI's taxonomy places the organism in Eukaryota, Fungi, Ascomycota, Sordariomycetes, Hypocreales, Bionectriaceae. The transcript is spliced from 6 exons. The record is from RefSeq and is a predicted model, not a curated record. Bases 1 to 1332 code for a protein of 443 amino acids.
AUGGCGUCCAGCAUCAACCCGUUGACGGCGACAGCUUCCGAGUUGCAGGAUAGGCUCUGUAGAGACCACUUCAGCAGCAAGGACCUGGUCAAGCUGUAUAUGCAUCGGAUUUCCAAGUAUGACGGCUACUUGAAGUCUGUCAUUGCCACCGCGCCCGAGGAUCUCGUACUCGAGACGGCAUCCAGGCUCGACGAGGAGCGCACUCGGGGGAUCCUCCGCGGACCGCUGCACGGGAUCCCUAUUGUCAUCAAGGACAAUAUCGCCACCGUUCCCGAGUUAGGCCUACCCACUACAUGCGGUAGUCUGGCACUCGAAGGGUCCAGACCACGCAAGAAUGCCGCCAUCGUCGACAAGGUUUGGUCCCCUGUUUCCUGGGAAGAGGACUGCCGCUCACGAUGUUGUCCAGGAAUGGGCAUUCUACAGGUACUCAUCCAUGCUUCGUCACAGAGUCCCGGUGGCUCCUCCGGUGGAUCGGCUGUGGCUGUUUCCGCCGGCCUGUCUCCCUUAGCCAUCGGUACCGACACGAUGGGCUCGCUCAUCGCACCUAGCGAUCGGGCAGCCCUGUACACGAUCAGGCCCACGCUCAAGAUCGUGCCGCAGCAGGGCAUCAUACCCAUCACGCUCGAGUCCGAUUCGGCGGGGCCCAUGGCAAAGUCGGUUCUCGACUUGGCCCUCUUGCUAGACGCCCUCGUCGAUCCGACUGCGACAGAAGUUCCGGAGCAGGGAUACAAGGGCGCCGUCACGGGGAAGUGGGGUGAUAUCCGUAUCGGCGUCAUCGAGCCUAGUGACGAGUGGCUUUUCCAGCGCGACUUUGUCAAGUUUGAGCCUCAGGCAUCGGAGCAGAUGGGACUUCUAGAGGAGUACCUCGCCAGCGUGGAUGACUGCAAGGUGCGCACCCUCGAGGAACUCGUCCAAUUCAACAAAGACCAUGCAGAGAAAGAGCUGCCGCCAUGCGCCGACAACCAGGACACCUUGAUCCGCGCACUAAGCGCACACAUGCCCGACGACGAGUACCGCAGCAUCAUAUCGUCCGCACGAGAACGAUGUGGCAAGAACGGAAUAGACAAGGCUCUCGCAGAGAACGACGUCGACGUCAUCAUCGGUCCCGGCGAUGGCCCUAUGUUCUGCGUCCCAAGCACGGCAGGGUAUCCUGUGGCUUCGCUGCCGCUGGGAUAUUUGGACUUCAACGGCCGGCCGUUUGGGAUGCAGAUUACGGCAGGGGCACACCAGGAGGCACUCAUUAUACAGGCUCAGAGUGCGUGGGAGCAUACUUUUCCCUUUCGGCGACCGCCGCCUUUGGAUGAUAUUGUACCCGUCAAUUCUACAGUCUAA